Canariomyces notabilis is the source of this 360-nucleotide messenger RNA. RefSeq lists its product as uncharacterized. The coding region runs from base 1 to 360 and encodes 119 amino acids. NCBI's taxonomy places the organism in Eukaryota, Fungi, Ascomycota, Sordariomycetes, Sordariales, Chaetomiaceae. Gene Ontology annotation, biological process: secondary metabolite biosynthetic process. The record is from RefSeq and is a predicted model, not a curated record. The transcript is spliced from 2 exons.
AUGGACAAGUGGGGCCUCUUCAAUCUCGCAGACCACCCUCUCCCCAGUUUCUACUCCGGUCGGAUGCUGGUCAUUGGUGAGUCCGCGCACGCCAGCACACCGCACCACGGCUUGGGAGCCGGCUUCUACAUGGAGAACGUCGCGGUGUUGCCGUGUCUCUUGAAGCAAUUAGACGCCUACAGCGAAAUUCUCCCUGAUGAUUUGAAUGCCGUGUUUGCCGCGUUCGACACCAGCCGUCGACAGCGAGACCAAUGGCUCGUCGAAAGCAGCCGGCGCGCAGCGUGCCUGUAUGAAUGGCAGCUGAGCGGUACCGCUCCGGGCCACUUUGACGCCAUGCAUGCCGACAUCCAGGCGCGCUAG